Messenger RNA from Polypterus senegalus (gray bichir), 4313 nucleotides. RefSeq names its product lipase maturation factor 2a (gene lmf2a). The record is from RefSeq and is a predicted model, not a curated record. The transcript has 14 exons. Gene Ontology annotation, biological process: protein maturation. Lineage: Eukaryota; Metazoa; Chordata; Cladistia; Polypteriformes; Polypteridae. The coding region runs from base 101 to 2248 and encodes 715 amino acids. Gene Ontology annotation, cellular component: endoplasmic reticulum membrane.
UGCGCCAAACGGCAGACGCAAGGUUGUGCUGUUAAGUGACUGUCUUGGCAGAAGGCAGCACGUUUCUUUGCUGCAGAAUAAUUGUUAGAAAGGCAGAAACAUGGGUUCCGUUAGACUUCCAAGACAAUGCUUUCUUUGGGGCAUGUCGGUUAUUUAUUUAUUUGCAUUCUCCUCCCUAUAUGUGCAGAUUCCGGGUCUCUACGGUAAUGAUGGGAUACUGCCUGCUAAGAGGAUGUUGAAAUAUAUGGGAAAACCACUACUGGAGCAAUUGUGGGACUCUCCUACUUUUCUGUGGCUGGGGCCCAAGUUGGGCCUGGACACCCAACAGGGUAUGGAACUAAUUUGCCUUCUGGGAAUCAUCCUGUCAUUUGGUGCUAUGGUAUUUGAAACACUGAGAGACAGUCUGGUUUUCUUCUUUCUUUGGACGCUGUAUCUUUCUGUUUACCAGGUUGGACAAGUCUUUCUCUACUUUCAGUGGGAUAGCCUGUUGCUAGAGACUGGAUUUCUGACUGCUUUGGUUGCGCCUUUACAUCUUUUCAAAUGGAAAUCGACUCCAACCAAACAUCAUGAUGGCAUCACCUUCUGGCUUGUUCGCUGGCUUCUGUUUCGACUUAUGUUUGCAUCAGGAGUAGUAAAACUCAAUAGUCGUUGUCCAACUUGGUGGAGCCUUACAGCUUUGACAUACCAUUAUGAAACCCAGUGUAUCCCAACUCCUGUUGCCUGGUUUGCCCAUCAGCUCCCUGACUGGUUUCAGAAACUGAGUGUUGUUGGCACUUACAUCAUUGAAAUUGCUGUCCCCUUUUUAUUCUUUAUACCUCUUCGUCGUCUGCAGCUAUUCUCGUUUUACUUGCAGGUUUUGCUUCAGUUGCUUAUUAUAUUGACAGGAAAUUACAACUUCUUUAACCUGCUCACAAUUGUAUUAAGUCUGCCAUUGCUGGAUGAUUUUCAUGUUUACUUCUGGAUGGGACAAAGCAAAAAGAAAAAAUCUGAAAGAUGGACACUAAUGUCAUGGAUUGCAUUUGUAAUUGAACUUGCAGUGUAUGGUGUACUUGUAUACUUCACUAUACUGUACUUUGAACUUGGAAUAAAUUGGGAACAAAAAGCUAUAAUGUCUUCUGUAGGAUUUACUUAUCACGAAUUUAACAGGUGGCUGAAAAUGGCAACAAUUUGCAGUAUUUGGAUUGGCGUUCUCUCUCUUACCUGGGAAAUUAUAUCUGCUAUGUUCAAUUGUGCUUGUGUAAAAGGAUUCUUCUGGAAAAUGUGGGCCACUAUCCAGUGGGCUGUUUUUGCUGUUGCAGCUGCUAGCAUGUUCACUGUUAGCUUGGUUCCAUUUACCUACAUUGAAUAUGAUGCCAAUAGCAGACUUUGGCCAGCAGUAAGGAAAAUGUAUGAAGCUGUGGAUCGCUACCAGUUGGUGAAUUCAUAUGGUCUUUUCAGAUCAAUGACUGGCAUUGGUGGUCGACCAGAAGUAGUACUGGAAGGCAGUUAUGAUAAGGAAACAUGGACAGAAAUUGACUUCAUGUAUAAGCCUGGAAACGUAAGCAUUACUACUCCAAUAGUCAUCCCUCAUCAACCGCGUCUUGAUUGGCAAAUGUGGUUUGCUGCACUCGGCCCUCACACACGAAGUCCCUGGUUUUCUAGUCUUGUCCAGAGGCUCCUACAAGGAAAGAAAGAUGUCAUUGAGUUGAUACAAGCAGAUGGUUUCAAGUAUCCCUUCAGUAAGAGUCCACCAACAUUCAUCCGAGCCAAGCUUUAUAAGUAUUGGUAUACACUAGUAAAUAAGGAUGGGUCACUUCCUCAGAACUGGUGGAGAAGACAGUAUGUUGAAGAGUUUUUCCCAACUGUGUUCUUGGGGGAUCCCAAUUUGGAAUCUAUGCUUAGUCACUAUGGUCUUAAGGAUCGAGUAUCCACAAAACGAAUUUCAGAUGCAUUUCUUCCUACUAUUCUGAGGACUCUUCGUGAAAAUGUUCAAACUCUGACUGGACCCCAGUUUGUAUGGUCUCUCUUCUGCUCUGGAGCUGCAAUAUGUCUUCUGAAAGGUUUUUUCAGCAGCACCCGCAGCAAUAAACAUAAACCUGUCUUUGAGACAAAGAAAAGUAAAGGAAAGGAUACAGGAUCUGGCAUGGCAAAGAAUGAGCAAGUUAAGAAAAAAGCAGAUAGAUCCCAGGAGAGUUUGGAAGCUAAACAACCAGAAAGUUCUGAGGGUGGAUUUGCAGAUUCCGAUAAAAGUACUAAAAAACGGAAAUAGUGCCAAUAUUUGUAGUUUUGUCCCAGGUUUUACGAUUUAUUAUAUUCAGAUUUCAAACAGAUGCCAAUAAUGUGCCAACAGACUCCCCCCGUUUUCAUUUUAUUGGCCAAUAACUAACAUUUCUGUUUACCAAAAUGAAUGUUAAAUAUCCUGCACACACCAGAGUUUGCUGAUUUAGUAGUCUGUCUUCCUCUUUCCAAGUCUUAACUGAAUAAUAACACUUUUGAUUACCAAAGCAAAUAAUUUUUUUGCUCAGGACUAUAAAAAUAAAAUAGUUGUCUUUUUUGAAUACUGUAUCUAUGAUAAUGCAAUCCUGAAAUAUUGAAAAUUGUUUUAAAAAAUGGUUUUUAAUAUUAAGUAUGGUAUGCUGAUGCUGUUUUUUUUAAUGUUCCUCUAUAUCUUGCUUUAUUGAAUACAGUAGCAUCAUAUUUUAUCAUUCAUUUUAAACCACUUUAUCAUUGCCAUCCUUUUCCGAUACAGUGAUAUUUAUUACAGAUGUUGAUUUAGCACUUGCUGUUACAAAUAUAUAUAUCUACUAUGUGCAGGAUUAGAUAUUUUCUGUAACCUUAACCUCCCAUAAAAAUGGUUUCAUAAAAAUAGCUUCAUCAUAUUAUUCUUUAAAAACUCUGCAAAUUUAGUAGCUCUUAUGCAUUGUCUAAAUAAAUGAAUUAAUGAUCAUAAUACCAUCAUGUAUAACAUACAAACAUCUGUUUUUCAGGGAAAAAAUGCUUGUUGCAUUGUAGUUUAAUCCUUCUAUAUUUUUGUUACUGUACUUUUGUAAUUUUACACUUGAUUGUUAAAAAUGUUUAGUCCUAUACAGAGUAUCUUCUUAAAUUGAUAAUCCUAAAGCUUCACUGCAUUUUGCUAAGAUAUGGCCUACUAAUAUUUUGAAAAGAGGGGGAGAUAAUAUGUGAGUCAAUGAAAAUAUUCCUCAUCAGAAGAAACCUUUUUUAGUAGUUUUUUUUUUAUACAUUUACAUCAUUAGUCUUCUCAAUUAAAUUAUAAAUAUAAUCAAAAACUAAGUGUCCUCAAGCUUAAAGCAAUCUUUUGUAGCCACUGGAAUCAAGUGUGAUUAAACCCUUCCUAUUAUAGACGUCUCCGUCUAUCGAGUGACCCACAUUGCUAGUGAUGUGUCAUUUUUCUAAGAAAUGACAGAAUAGAGGAGUUUACAAAACAAAAUUUAGCUUAUGUCAUAGGGACUGUUGAAAUCAUUGACUUCUGCUCAAGAUUAUAAGACACAAUUAUGCAUUAAAGAUUUUUCUCCUCCCCAUUUAUACUUUUGAGACAUUGUUUUAGGACUUGAGCAUUUAGUUCACUGUGCACAUUGCUGUUUUUUCAUUUGUGAUUUCUAUGUAUUUAAUGCAAAGAAAAACUAUUCCACGAGUAAAAGUAUUCCUAUUAAGCGGAUGUUGCUGAUUUUUUUAUAUUCCAUACAAGUUAUGUAUUCCUUAUUUUUCCAUACACUUUUACUAAUCUAAGAGGUGUCUGUGUGUUUCCACUGUGUCUUUUUAUCUGCAGUAAUGCACCUGGUUCUUAAUAUAAUGUUGAUUGUGAGAGAGCAAAAGGUUCUUGUAACCUUUCUGUGGUCUUUUUGACAAACAUCAUUGGCCUCAACUUUACCUUAGAAGGCUUAUGCCUGUUUUAUGUCUCCAGGUUUGCCCCCAUUUCAUGAUGUAUUUGGUUAUCUUUUUGAUUUUUGGUGUAAUUACUGGUGUAUUGUCCUGUUCCAGGUAAUGUAUAAAAUGAGCUGAAAUGUCUUUUAAGCCAAACCUUCAAUUAUGAAUAUGUGGAUUGCAAGAAGUUGUGAACAAAUUAUUAUACUGUAGUUUCAUGUUAUGAAAAGUGUAUAAAUUCAGUGGGUUCUAUGCAAUAUGGUUGUAAUAUUUAACAUUUUUGAUUUGAAACCCAAAGUAUGGAUAAGUUGUAUAUUUGUAAUAAACUCUUCAAUAUGCUUAUUUUGUUUCAUUUUUAGAUACACUGUAUACUGUAUACUACGUUGAUAGUAUAGUAAGGAACCAAAAAAAUAAGAAAAAAUAAAGAACAGCUCACUCUUUGUUCAGAUGAA